AUGGGAUCCUUUCUUGGUGACCAUGCUAUUACUUCGCAAGGAUCUUCUUUUCUUCAGUGGAUCCAGGCAACUGGUCUCACUUGUUGGAAUGAAUUACUUGCAUUUGGUAUUCCUACCUUUCUUUCUGGUGGCUCUGGUACCUUACGUUCCAGUGUCAUUGAUUUAUUUCUUUCUACGUCCCCCCUUCUCAAUCCUUCUAUGCAAAUUCGUUCUGAUCUUUCUUUAGGCUCUGAUCACAAAAUGGUCAACCUCACUUUCACUCCCUAUGUUUCACCUCCCCCUCCCCCUACUAACCAUCCGCGCCUACUUUGGAAUCUUUCCGGGCUUGCUCAGCCUGACACUCUCAAGAUCUACAUUGAUACAGCUUCUGGGUCAUUGGACAAUCUGACAGAGCAGUUCAGUGCUUUCCUUUCUUCUUCUUCUCCUCCUCCUGUAGAUUCUCUGUGCUCUGCUUUUGCUCAAGCUAUCUAUGAUGCUCUGGACACUGCUGUUGGUCGUCGUACACCACGUACCAUGCAAAAGUACUGGUUCUGGUCAGUGGACCUUCAAGAUGCAAUGGAUCUGAGAGAACGCAGCUACCAACACUGGCGUCAUUCUAGUGGUUUGCAGAAGGCUAUAUGCUGGAUGCGCCAUCAGGAUGCAUGUCAUGCUGUUAGGUUGUCAGUCCAGCGUCGUUGA
Molecule: messenger RNA, 678 nt
Organism: Phycomyces blakesleeanus NRRL 1555(-)
Lineage: Eukaryota; Fungi; Mucoromycota; Mucoromycetes; Mucorales; Phycomycetaceae
Exons: 1
Coding region: 1-678 (225 amino acids)
Source: RefSeq, a predicted model, not a curated record